AUUGGCUCUGUAAAGAAAAGGACACCAAAGAGCGUCGUUUGAAUGUUGAGCUUGUCUUUGUGUCACGGAAAAUAUGAGUGGCAAAAAGUUCUUCGCAUAAUAUUUUGUAUCGGCUGGCAACAGUGUGGCUUUAACGCAGUGUUGUGAACUAGUAUUGGAGGAUGCCUCGUCGCGAACCUGACAGCUCUUCUGCAAGCCGGCGCAAGGGUGCAACACCCAAGCGUCGGCCUCCAGCCCCAACCGCGCCUGCUUCAACAUCACCGGCAGCACGGCUGAGCGGACCAUCAGGUCCAGCUCCCUCCAUGCAAAAGAAGAGGAGGUUUCGCCCUGGCACCCGAGCUCUGAUGGAAAUUCGCAAGUACCAGAAGAGCACUGACUUGCUUUUGCGCAAGGGACCGUUUGUGCGCCUGGUUCGGGAGGUGUGCCAGACUUAUAGCAGGGACUUCAUGAGAUGGCAGGUGUAUGCUCUUCUGGCGUUGCAGGAGGCUGCAGAGGCUUUCCUCGUUUUACUGUUUUCCGACGCCUACCUGUGUACCAUCCACGCCAAGCGUGUAACGCUGUUCCCCCGUGACAUUCAACUUGCCCGGCGAAUUCGAGGAGUGGAUAAUCUCUGAGAACACUCAGAUGAGCCAUUGAGGAGCGAGCAAUGUGUCUUGGAGUGGGCCUGUUAUAGCCUCUUUUUAAUAUAUAUUGUUUUAAACCACUGACCAUGGACUAUGGGGUGCUGGGGACCUCUAACAAUGCUAUGUUUUGAUGCAAAGCAUCAGUGGAUCUAAUUUGCCCCAAAUACACAUGCAUUAUGUUCAUGCCAGUUAUAAACUCAGUAUAUUCUAUAACAAAAUGCUCACCCAGGCAAGGACUGUUGACCAAUGUUUUGAUUUUAGAAAAAAGUGUUUUUGUACAUUGAUGGAAAAACAUUGUUGGGUAUACUGCUUUAGUUCAUCUGUGUUUUGGGCCCUCAUGCCACCUAAAACAAGUUAGUAUAGUGGUCAAAUAUGAGAUUUACUGUAAAUAAUGUUGGAUUUUAAUAAAUGUUUUUAUUCAGUAGGAAAAACAAUUAGAAAUGCCUCACAUUUGU
This is a messenger RNA of Salvelinus namaycush (lake trout), 1078 nucleotides long. RefSeq names its product histone H3-like centromeric protein A. NCBI's taxonomy places the organism in Eukaryota, Metazoa, Chordata, Actinopteri, Salmoniformes, Salmonidae. The record is from RefSeq and is a predicted model, not a curated record. Gene Ontology annotation, cellular component: nucleosome. The coding region runs from base 162 to 614 and encodes 150 amino acids. Gene Ontology annotation, molecular function: DNA binding; structural constituent of chromatin; protein heterodimerization activity. The transcript is spliced from 5 exons.